UAUAGUUUGUGAGAGCAAGUAGCGUUUAUCCGCGAAAGAAAUCGUCUUUCACAGAAAGAAAUACAGUUUUUUGGUGACGUUCACUCGAACAAGAAACGAUGUCGGACGUGAUGGUGGAUGAACGAGUGACUGAUGAAAUUGAGGCACUGAAAGCAAUCUUAUUGGAUAAUGAACUCAACAUCAAGGAAAAUGAUAGAGGAGAGCCAGAAUAUAUAGAAACGAUACUAUUUCCAUCAACUGGCGAGGACUCACAAUCGCAAUAUGUUUGUGUCACACUGAUUGUACGAUUACCCUCGGGUUAUCCCGACAUUUCGCCGAUUAUCAAUUUAAGAAAUCCAAGAGGAUUGGACGAGGAUACGGUAAAAUUGAUGCAAUCCGAUGCUGAAGCCAAAUGUAAGGAUUUCAUAGGUCAGCCAGUCAUGUUUGAAUUAAUCGAGUUAAUACGAGAACAUCUGACAAGAAGCAAUCUUCCCACUGAUCAGUGUGCCGUAUGCUUGUACGGUUUUCGAGAAGGAGAUGAAUUUACGAAAACAGAAUGCUAUCAUUAUUUUCAUUCGCACUGUUUGGCGGCACAUGUCGCCGCUGCCGAGAGAUAUUACAGGGAAGAGCAAGAGAAAUUACCGCAAUGGCAGCAAGAUACUACAAAUAAGUUCCAAGCUAUAUGUCCUGUUUGCCGGGAAUCGAUCAACUGCGACGUUGAGAGUCUGUGGUCAGCGCCGCCACCAAUUGAUGUUGAGGCUGCUACUGAUUUUUCUGUCACCGCUGAAUUGAGGGAACUGCAAAAGCACAUGGCUGCUCUGUAUCUGCGGCAGCAACAGCGAGGCGGUAUAAUCGAUUUAGAAGCUGAAGGCGUGAAGAUGUUAGUGAGGACGGAGGACGAUCCUGCCGCUGCUGCAGAAGAGGUCAGCCCACCUAGUACAAGUUUGAAUACAUAUUCGAAUACCACCACCAUGCAGUCGGUUACACAAGUGCAGCACUCUAAGCAAUCGACGCACCAGUCGCAGAAUCAUCAUCACUCACAAUAUCAAUCACGUCAGAUGCAGCACAAUCAUGGUAAUAAUCAUAAUCAUGGUCAUCGGCAUCGGGGUCGCGGUCGAGCUCAUUACCGACGCCACUUUGACAAAGUCAGGCAGACGGAAUCUACUCCCAGAUGACAAUGGGCUGGUGAUAAGUUUGUCGCCCAAGUCUGGUCUGGUCUCCUCUUCACUCUUUCGCUAAGUGUAUACAAUAUUCUAUUUAGCAUUAGUAGCAUAAUCGUCAGUGUAAUAUAUGAUGGCUGUUUAUCCUCCUCGAAUAGUCUCAUUGCGAUAAUAAACUUAUAGGUGUUGUUGUUCGACAACAAGAUUCCCAUCGUCAUUACAAUGGCGGUGGGAUAUGUCGCGAUUUCCUGUCUGGACUGUCUACGUAGAUCGAAGCCAUGGUGCUCUUUCUUCGAACAAUUCGUAAUCGUACAAAGUAGUUGAUAUCGUUUCACUUUAGUUCCUUUA
This is a messenger RNA of Atta colombica, 1487 nucleotides long. Its product is annotated as E3 ubiquitin-protein ligase RNF25. Gene Ontology annotation, cellular component: nucleus. Bases 99 to 1154 code for a protein of 351 amino acids. NCBI's taxonomy places the organism in Eukaryota, Metazoa, Arthropoda, Insecta, Hymenoptera, Formicidae. Gene Ontology annotation, biological process: protein ubiquitination. Gene Ontology annotation, molecular function: ubiquitin protein ligase activity; protein binding. The transcript is spliced from 6 exons. The record is from RefSeq and is a predicted model, not a curated record.